AUGCUUCCUUCCAUUCACACUCCGAAUCAUGAUCAACGGCAUCUUUGUGAUGGUUUAUGGAUCUUGUAUUACCACUGUGUUUCGAGUUUGAGUUCAUUUUCAAGCAUGGAAGCUCACGGAGUCAUUCAAAAUACAAAAUUUAUAAUCGAUGAUGAAUCGACCCAUUUCAGGAAAUCGAAUGACUCGAAUUCAACAAACACAACAUCACUCUCUCGUAGGCAAUACAAUUGUACGGAUUCUUUGAUCACGUGUCGUGUCGAGGGAUAUUUGCAAAAUGUGUCGCUGAGACAUGUCUUUUUAUUAAUGUUGAGAGAGAAAUUUCUGGAGGAGGAUUAUCGAGAGAAGUAUUUGAUGAGUGCAUCUGCUGAAACGGUGACUCUCAUUGGAUUAAUCGCCAAGAAAUGUUUACGGCUAUUGGAAGAGGGAUUUAAAUCUGAAGAAAUCAUUCAAGCAUUAACUGUAUUUUGUGAAACAUGCAUUCAAGAAAUUCGAUCACAUUCUAUUGCCAUCAAGGAAAAUGAAAUGUAUUCGUUUUUGGACCGCAUUCACAAAAAAGCAAUUCAAGGAGAAAACGAACCUCUUCGACUUGCAACAGAAUCUCUAUUGGCAUUGCCAUUAGAGACCUUUUCACGAAAUGGCACGACUCUUUCUCUAUUCAUUAAUAACGGACGAGUGAAUUGCUACAAAUUUAUGGGAACAGGAAGGAAAAGUUUUAUCUGUCACGGACUCGUGUUGCCUGUUCAUUUUUCUAAUCUUUCAAGUGUUGGAUUUGCUGUGGAGGGGAAAUGUCUAUUCAUUGAGGGUCACUUAAUGGACAGCAACGUUUUGAAUUUUGUGCAGGAAAAUUAUAUCAAGAUCGUAUUUUGUUCAGGAGAAAUAGCUGAACCUCUACGAGACCUUUUCACAAAUCAUCAAAUUUGUUACAUGUAUCAUAUUUCACAAAAGGAUGCAAACAAAAUUUUUCACAUUUGCAAUAUUAUGCCGCUUCCUUCAAUAUUUUUGGAAGAAUUAUUUUCAGAGGAACAACAUUGUGCCCAAAUCUCCAUUAAUCCUUUAGAAGGAUUUGAACACGAGAACAUUUAUCACAACUCAACGGACAAGUAUGUGACCCUUCUUGGCAAGAAUUUCACAAGAUCUGUUAUCUCAUGUGUCAUUUGUUGCAGCAGUUUGAAAGUUCGUCUCUAUGAAGAAAAAUAUUGGGAAUGUAUGAUAUUUCUUUGGAAUUGUUUAAAGCACAAAGAAUAUACAGCAAACAAAUUGAACACUCUCACUCAAUGUAUGCAAGUAAUGGAAUCUUACUGCGAAACGUUAGAGAGAAAAUCGACACUUCCUCCAAACACUUUCCAUGAGAGCCUUAGAGACAUGAUUUGGAUUGCUCUUUCCACAUCAGGAUUAGAGUAUAGCAAAUGCACUUCGGUUACUCAAACGAUUUGCAGUGGUCAACCAUUGGAAAGUUCAGAUUCAAUGUUGGAGAAUGAAACAGAUACUUUCUCGCUUGAGCGAAUGUUUGAAAUUGUGCAUAACAUGUUUUCCAUCAUCUUGAAUACGGAUAUUGUUAUCAAGUGA
Molecule: messenger RNA, 1566 nt
Organism: Naegleria fowleri
Lineage: Eukaryota; Heterolobosea; Eutetramitea; Acrasida; Naegleriidae
Exons: 3
Coding region: 1-1566 (521 amino acids)
Source: RefSeq, a predicted model, not a curated record